AUGGAACCGAAGAACAGUCCUCCCGAGUCGGUUGGUGCACCAGACGAUGCGCCAAAGCUGACCUUCAACCAUGAUCUCCGGUUCUGGUUGGUUUUUGUUGCGUUGUGUGUGACUUCCUUGCUGGCUGCUCUCGAGGGAACUGUGACGUCCACUGCUCUUCCGACCGUUGUCGCUGACCUCCAGAUUGGCGACAAUUACCCGUGGGUAUCUAAUGCUUACUUUUUGACCACGGCAGCCUUCCAACCGCUAUACGGACAACUCGCCAAUGUCUUCGGCCGCCGCUAUCCCAUGAUCUUCUCCGUCGUCCUCUUCAUCCUCGGCAGUGGUAUUUGCGGAGGUGCCUCAAGCGCGGCCAUGCUAAUCGCUGGUCGUGCGGUGCAAGGCGUCGGGGGAGGCGGAAUCAACAUGCUAAUCGAUCUCAUCAUCUGCGACCUGGUCCCCCUGACGCAGCGAGGCGCAUAUAUUGGGCUGCUGUUUGUCGUCUUUGCCAUUGGCACCUCACUGGGCCCAUUCAUUGGCGGUGCCAUCGUCGGCAACACCACCUGGCGAUGGGUCUUCUACCUCAACCUCCCGAUUGGUGGAGUGGGUCUCGUCCUACUCAUACUCUUCCUGCAAGUGAACGAUGACCGCGAGAUGUCCGUUGGGACGAAGCUGAAGCGCCUGGACUACCUCGGGAACCUGCUGCUGGUCGGUGCGAUUGUAUCCAUCCUGAUUGCGCUCAGUUGGGGCGGCACGCGUUACCCUUGGUCGUCUGACCACGUCCUCGCUCCACUGAUUAUCGGUCUCCUGGGAAUCCCAGCGUUCGUCUUCUAUCAAGGGACUCCAUUUGUGAAAGAGCCAACCACCCCGUUGCGACUGUUUAGUAACCGUACUUCGAUCAUCGCGUUCUUCAAUACCUUCAUGCACGGCCUUCUCAGCUUCUGGAUCCUCUACAUGCUACCGGUCUACUUUCAGGCCGUGCUACAGUCGUCCCCAGAACGCUCCGGGGUUCAGCUCCUCCCAACCGUGAUCUCAAUGAUCCCAGUCGCUGGCGUGUCAGGUGCAAUCCUCUCGAAGACAAGCAACUACAAAUUACUGCACGUCGUAGGAUUCGCCCUUCUCACCAUCGGCCUCGGCACCUUCACAGUGCUCGGCCCCGAUUCCUCCACCGCAGCGUGGACGCUGACCCAGAUGGUCGCUGCAUUCGGCGCCGGGACCAUCAUGCCCGUGCUUCUGCCGGCAGUCCAAGCCGGACUCGAGGAGAAAGACACGGCGACGUCGACAGCACUGUGGGCUUUUGUCCGCAGCUUCGGCAUUAUCUGGGGCCUGUCCGUGCCCGCCGCCAUCUUCAACAACCAAUUCGACAAGUAUGCCGCGUCGAUCAACGACCGCGCGGUACGCGACAUGCUGAGCGGGGGUAAUGCAUACUCGUACGCCUCGAGCGCGACCAUCAGCGCACUCCCCGUCCAGGUGCGGGCAGAAACCAUCGAUGUGUAUUCCCGCAGUCUGCGCGUGGUGUGGCAGGUCUCCAUCGGGUUCUCCGGGCUGUCCUUUUUGCUCUGCUUCUUCGAGAAGAAUAUCAAGUUGCGGUCGCAUUUGGAGACGGAGUACGGGCUGAAGGAGAAGGACGCGGGAAAUGGCUCGAAUGGAACUGAACCGGCGGUCUGA
Molecule: messenger RNA, 1647 nt
Organism: Aspergillus japonicus CBS 114.51
Lineage: Eukaryota; Fungi; Ascomycota; Eurotiomycetes; Eurotiales; Aspergillaceae
Product: MDR family MFS transporter
Exons: 2
Coding region: 1-1647 (548 amino acids)
Biological process (GO): transmembrane transport
Molecular function (GO): transmembrane transporter activity
Source: RefSeq, a predicted model, not a curated record